This is a messenger RNA of Salvia miltiorrhiza (redroot sage), 1560 nucleotides long. RefSeq lists its product as uncharacterized. The record is from RefSeq and is a predicted model, not a curated record. The transcript is spliced from 4 exons. NCBI's taxonomy places the organism in Eukaryota, Viridiplantae, Streptophyta, Magnoliopsida, Lamiales, Lamiaceae. Bases 615 to 1418 code for a protein of 267 amino acids.
GUUGGGAGAUGAAGCUAGUUUAACAGAGGGGAUAAUCAUGGGAGCCAGACCCUGCUGUCGUUUUUGAUGUUGAUACCGAAAGAAGUUUCGAGAGAGAGAGAGAGAGAGGGUGCAUUCACUGAUUAGUUGAAUGGAUAUAUAUGAGUAGGAACAGUGACAAAAGUCUAUUGUUCAAUCAUCAUCGACAGUAUAGAAUUAAUACCACUGAAUCUCCACUGGUAAGUAAUCAUUCGCAGCAAAAAGAGAAGAAAGAGAAACGACCAAAAGAGUUACUUCCAAAGGAGCAAUCGUCACACUCUCACGCUCAAUAAACCGCCUUAACAAUCCAGCAUAAUUUCCCUUAACAAUCGAGCAUACAUAAUUUCUAAACUAUUCUUAAUUUCUUCAACACUUGAUUAUUCCCUUAAAAAACACACCUCUCCCUCCUUCGCUCUUUCCAUAUAUCAAUAUAGAGCAACGUUUUCAUUUUGCAAAUUUCAAAAUUUCGUUACUAGCACUUGUUACUCUAAUCUAGGAAUUGAAAUUUUAAUCAAACUCUAUUUGUCUCGAUCAUGUCAAACCUUAUACUAUCUCAUUUAUUCUGAGCUACAUCCAUUGGUAGCGAGAGUGUGAAGAUGCGAAGCAUGGGCAGCUCGGCCUCGGCGAGGGGCAUCGCGGCGAUAGUCGGCGUGGGUGCGAAGCUCGGGCGCUCCGUCGCCCGCAAAUUCGCGCAUGAAGGCUACACCGUGGCCAUCCUGGCCCGCGAUCUGGAUAGGCUGUCGAGAUUUGCGGACGAGAUAGCUCGGGAGGAGAAGGCGCAAGUGUUCGCCAUCAGAAUCGACUGUUCAGAGUCUCGGAGCAUAAAGGAGGCGUUCGAGGGCGUGCUCUCUCUGGGCUUCGUGGAGGUGCUCGUCUACAACGCGUACCACCCGGUGUCGUGGAGCCCCACCGCCUUCGCCGACGUCCGCCUCGACGGCUUCGAGAAGUCGCUCGCCGUCGCCUCCGUCGGCGCCUUCCACUGCGCCCAGCAGGUCAUCCCGGGGAUGGUGGAGAGAGGGAGGGGAACCAUCCUCUUCACCGGCUGCGCGGCCUCGCUUAACGGCAUUGCCGGUUAUCCCGACUUAUGUUGUGGCAAAUUUGCAAUGAGGGCGCUAUCGCAAUGCCUGGCGCGAGAGUUCCAGCCACUAGGAGUACAUGUAGCUCAUGUCAUCAUCGACGGCCUCAUCGGCGCACCUGCACCGCCACCACCUAGGGGCUCGGUGUCAUCAAGUCCACAGCAGAGCCAGAGAUGGGCAGCGUCGAGUUCGGUGGAAGGAGAGAAGGGGCUGAUCUUGAUGGACCCUGACGUGGUGGCUCAGACCUAUUGGCAGUUGCACAUUCAGGACAGGUCCACGUGGACCCAAGAGAUCGACCUUCGCCCUGGCGGCCCAACCCAAUAACAUCAUCAUAUAAUCAUCAAAAUCACUAUCAAACAAUUUCAUUAUCCAAAUUCAUCCUCUGUAAUUUCAAUUUUUUAUCCUCGGUUGCUAGUGACGCGUAUUUAAUUGUGAAAUAAAAUUUUUAUUUUUUAUUUGUUUCUAA